AUGAUAAGCGGAACUUGUGACAGCUACCCUAAUACACAAAAUUCAUAGACAGGUCCACACCUGAUACACGUUCACGCGCGACAUGGCAACAAAAGAGAAAGAACCUUUGAACAAACAAAAAGAACAACCAAAAAAGGAAACGCUUAGAGAGAAAAUAGCACAUAUCAAAAAUAGUAUAACAGUCGAACCUGUUUUAAUUACUUAUGUCGUGCCAGGGGUCCUAGCGAGAUUGGCAACUCAAAAUUUAAAUCUCGAUAAAGCUUGUCGAGUUAAUUUACAAUAUGGUGAUAAAGUGUGCGAUGCUCUGAUUGCAAAAGAGGGAACGUUGUACCAGCAAGAAGAAUUGGCUAUACAGGAACUUAUCGCUCCAAUGGAAGCGUGGAAGAAUUUUAUUUUAACUGCGAUACCGAGUCUAUUGAUUCUGUUUAUAGGAGCGUGGAGUGACAGGACUGGACGUCGAAAGAUAUGUAUCCUACUGCCAAUAGUCGGAGAAUUAUUGAUGUGUUUAAGUAACAUACUUAACGUGUACUACUUUUACGAAAUACCAGUGCAAGUUACUAUGUUUUUAGAGGCAAUCUUUCCGGCAAUAACUGGUAGUUGGACUUCAAUUUAUAUGGGAGCUUUCAGCUAUAUCAGUGAAUUAUCUAGUGAGGAAACCAGAACAUUUAGAGUGGGGAUAGGAAAUCUAUGCCUAACGGCCGGUAAACCAAUUGGAACAGCCCUUAGUGGUAUAUUGUUGAAAAAAACUGGAUAUUAUGGAGUGUUCGCGAUAAGUUCAUUUUUAUUUAUCUGCAGUAUUUUUCAUUGUUUAUUUUACAUCCAAGAGCCAGAACGACCAAAAACUGACAAAAAUAAGGAUAAAAUCGAUAUUUGUGGAUUUCUAAAGUCGUUUUUUGAUCCGAAACAUAUCAAAGAUACUCUGACUGUGGCAUUCAAAUCAGGACCUAAUCAACGCAGAACAAAAUCUAUUUUAGUUUUGUCUUGUCUUGCUAUCGUACACAUUCCGAUAUCUGGCGAGUUCACGGUGCGGUAUCUCUUCACUCGCUACCGCUUCAACUGGGACGCUCUCAAAUACAGCUUUUACAAUACUUUCUGCAUCUGCAUACACGCGUUCGGUGCUUUGAUCUCAAUCGGUAUAUUUAGUCGUAAAUGGAAAUGGGGAGAUGCAACACUGGGUCUCAUCUCAAGUUGCAGCAAAAUCAUGGGCGGCUUAGCAACAGGUCUUUCUAGGAACUCUUUAGAGAUGUACAUUGCCGUCGUGAUAGAAAUGUUUAACGCAACUUCGUUCACUGCCUUGAGAUCCAUAUCAUCGAAACUUGUUUCUACAGAUGAACUAGGAAAAAUGUCUUCAGUGUUCAAUUUAACGGAGGUAUUAACAUCAAUGGUAUUUGGACCAGUUUAUUCGUGGAUUUACAUGGUGUCACUAAAAAUUGAUUCCGGGAUUAUUUAUUACUGUAGUACUGUACUGACUGUACCACCGAUUCUUAUAUUUGUAUGGUUCUAUAUCCAAAACAGAAAGGAGAUUCUUGAAAAAAAUACAAAAAAGAUCGGAAAAGAUGGACAAGAAGAACCUAAAAAUGAAGAAUCCAAACCUAAAGAAGAUUGUUUGAUUAACAGUAUUGAUUUGAACGACGGACUGUAUUUUGUUGAAUAAAGUUAUUUUAAUUAUUA
Messenger RNA from Maniola jurtina (meadow brown), 1671 nucleotides. Its product is annotated as solute carrier family 46 member 3-like. Gene Ontology annotation, cellular component: membrane. Gene Ontology annotation, molecular function: transmembrane transporter activity. Gene Ontology annotation, biological process: transmembrane transport. Bases 83 to 1654 code for a protein of 523 amino acids. The transcript has 7 exons. The record is from RefSeq and is a predicted model, not a curated record. Lineage: Eukaryota; Metazoa; Arthropoda; Insecta; Lepidoptera; Nymphalidae.